Hibiscus syriacus is the source of this 5515-nucleotide messenger RNA. RefSeq lists its product as uncharacterized. The record is from RefSeq and is a predicted model, not a curated record. Lineage: Eukaryota; Viridiplantae; Streptophyta; Magnoliopsida; Malvales; Malvaceae. The transcript is spliced from 8 exons. Gene Ontology annotation, biological process: cell morphogenesis. The annotation marks the transcript as partial. Gene Ontology annotation, cellular component: site of polarized growth; cell cortex.
UAUCCGGUGCUGUUUACGCAGGACAAGAAUCAUCGGUUCAUGUCUUUGGACUGUCUUCACAGAGUGUUGAGAUUCUACUUGAAUGUUUACGCAGCUAAUCAACCUCCAAAUCGGAUAUGGGAUUACCUCGAUAGUGUAACAUCUCAAUUGUUAACGAUUUUGAGGAAAGGGAUGCUAAAUCAGGAUGUGCAGCAUGAUAAGCUUGUGGAAUUCUGUGUGACUAUAGCAGAACAUAACCUUGAUUUUUCCAUGAAUCAUAUGAUCUUAGAAUUGCUGAAGCAGGAUAGUCUAAGUGAAGCUAAGGUUAUCGGUUUACGUGCUUUGCUUGCCAUUGUGUUGUCACCUUCAACCCAGUAUGUUGGCUUGGAAAUAUUUAAAGGUCAUGAUAUUGCCCACUACAUACCAAAAAUCAAGGCUGCAAUUGAGUCAAUAGUAAGGUCUUGCCAUAGGACAUAUAGCCAGGCUCUUCUGACUUCUUCAAGGACCACAAUAGAUGCUGUAUCCAAGGAGAAGUCUCAAGGCUACUUGUUCCGGUCAGCGCUCAAGUGUAUACCUUACUUGAUUGAAGAAGUUGGCCGAAAUGAUAAGAUAACUGAGAUAAUCCCUCAACAUGGGAUAAGCAUCGAUCCCGGUGUUCGAGAGGAAGCCGUUCAGGCGCUGAACCGGAUUGUUCGGUUCCUUCCUCAUCGUCGCUUUGCAGUUAUCCGAGGGAUGGCCAACUUCAUCCUACGACUACCUGAUGACUUCCCUCUUCUGAUUCAAACAUCGCUGGGGCGAUUGUUGGACCUUAUGCAGUUUUGGAGAGCUUGCCUGAUUGAUGAUAGAUUGGAACUAGAUGCUAAUGAUGCAAAGAGGUUAGUGCGGCACAAUUGUGGAUUCAAGAAGUCUUCUUUCCAUCAACAAGGGGAAGCUCUGGAGUUUCAUGCAUCGGAGAUAGAUGCAGUUGGUCUUAUCUUCCUUAGCUCUGUGGAUACACAGAUCCGUCACACGGCGUUGGAGUUAUUGCGCUGUGCACGCUCCUUAAGGAACGAGAUACGGGACCUUUCACUUUUUGAUCAGCCAGAUCAUACUAGGAGAUAUGAAGUCGAACCAAUAUUUAUAAUUGAUGUGCUGGAAGAACAUGGGGAUGACAUAGUUCAGAGCUGUUACUGGGAUUCCGGUCGUCUGUUUGAUUACAAGCGAGAAUCUGAUGCAAUUCCUCCCGAUGUGACUCUUCAGUCGAUAAUAUUCGAGAGUCCUGAUAAGAACAGGUGGGCGAGGUGUCUUAGUGAGCUUGUGAAGUAUGCAGCUGAAAUUUGCCCAAGCUCAGUUCAAGACGCAAAGGUGGAAGUUUUGCAGCGUCUCGCUCAUAUUACGCCUGCCGAGCUAGGUGGAAAAGCACAUCAGUCACAAGAUGUAGAUAACAAACUGGACCAGUGGCUCAUGUAUGCUAUGUUUGUUUGUUCAUGUCCACCGGAUAGUAAGGAAGCUGGAAGCAUAGUUGCAACAAGAGAAGUUUACCAUCUUAUUUUCCCGUCUCUGAAAUCCGGAUCAGAAGCAAACAUUCAUUCUGCCACCAUGGCUCUUGGGCACUCACACUUGGAAUGUUGUGAGAUAAUGUUUAGUGAACUCACAUCUUUUGUUGAGGAGGUUUCUUCUGAAACUGAAGGAAAGCCAAAGUGGAAGAGUCAAAAACAGACUCGCCGUGAGGAUCUUCGGGUUCAUAUCGCCAAUAUUUAUCGCACCGUUGCCGAGAACAUCUGGCCGGGAUUCUUGGGGCGAAAGCCUGUGUUUCGUCGCCAUUAUCUCAGGUUUAUCGAGGACACAGCUAAACAGAUUACACCGGCAUCGGCUGAUAGUGUUCUAGAAACGCUACCACUUCGCUAUGCACUGGCUUCUGUUUUAAGAUCUCUAUCCCCCGAAAUCGUGGACUCGAAAGCAGAGCGGUUCGAUGUUAGACACAGGAGGAAACUAUUUGAUCUUCUUUUAUCCUGGUGUGAUGAAACGGGAAGUUCAUGGGGAAAAGAUGGUGUUAGUGACUAUAGACGUGAUGAUCGAAACAAGGCUUUGCAACACAGGUCGAAAGAUUCUUCGGACAGAAUUUCGUUCGACAGAGAAUCAACUGAACAAAUAGAGGUAAUCCAGUGGGCCUCUAUGACUGCUAUGGCUUCACUACUCUAUGGUCCUUGUUUUGAUGACAAUGCUAGAAAAAUGAGCGGCAGAGUUGUAUUUUGGAUUAAUAGUUUGUUCAAUGAGCCUUCAGCCAAGGCCCCAUAUGGCUACUCGCCUGACCUGAGAACUCCAUCUUAUUCCAAAUACACAGGAGAUGGGCGCGGAACUGCGUUUCGUGAUCGGAAUAAAAGUGGCCAUCAUCGUGUUGCUCUAGCCAAAUUAGCUUUGAAAAAUCUUCUUCUUAAUAAUUUGGAUCUCUUUCCUUCUUGCAUUGAUAAGUGCUAUUUCUCUGAUCCUGCUAUAGCUGAUGGUUACUUCAGCGUACUGGCCGAGGUCUACAUGCGACAAGAGAUACCGAAUUGUCAAACUCAAAGGCUCUUGAGUCUAAUCCUCUACAAGGUAGUGGAUCCAUCUAGACAAAUCCGUGAUGAUGCCCUUCAGAUGCUUGAAACACUCUCGGUACGUGAAUGGGCUGAAGAUGGCAUCGAAGGAUCAGGUAGCUAUCGAGCUGCUGUCGUUGGUAAUCUCCCUGAUUCGUACCAACAGUUCCAGUACAAGCUCUCAUGCAAAUUAGCCAAAGACCACCCUGAGUUGAGCCAACUUCUCUGUGAAGAGAUCAUGCAGAGACAACUUGACGCUGUCGAUAUAAUCGCUCAGCAUCAGGUGUUAACGUGUAUGGCUCCAUGGAUUGAGAAUCUGAAUUUUUGGAAACUCAAGGACUCGGGUUGGAGUGAAAGAUUAUUAAAAAGUCUUUACUAUGUGACAUGGAGGCAUGGUGAUCAGUUUCCUAAUGAAAUCGAGAAACUCUGGAGCACAAUUGCCAGCAAGCCCCGGAACAUUAGCCCGAUUUUAGAUUUCUUGAUUACAAAAGGAAUUGAGGAUUGUGAUUCAAACGCCUCUGCUGAAAUAAGUGGUGCUUUUGCCGCGUAUUUCUCGGUUGCCAAGCGAGUAAGUUUGUAUCUAGCACGUAUAUGUCCACAACGGACUAUUGAUCAUCUAGUUUAUCAGCUGUCUCAGCGGAUGCUGGAAGAUAGCAUUGAACCGAUUCGACCAGUUGCAAACCGGGCUGAUGGCAAUGGAAAUCUUAUCUUGGAGUUCUCUCAGGGGCCUGCAGCUGUCCAGAUUGCAUCUUUUGCAGACAGCCUGCCACAUAUGUCUCCGUUACUCGUCCGUGGUUCUUUUGAUGGUCCGUUAAGAAAUUCUACCGGAAACCUGAACUGGCGUCCACCUGGAGUUGCAGGACGAAAUUCCUCAAGCCCACUAAUUCCCAUGCCUCCUGAACUAGGCAUUGUUCCAGGAAGUGCAGGCAGGUCAGCUCAGCUCCUUCCAGGAUUGGUAAACAUGCCAGGGCCUUUAGGAGGAGUUCGGAAUUCCACGGGAAGUUUACGAAGCCGCCAUGCUUCCAGGGAUAGUGGAGAUUACCUAAUCGACACUCCAAAUUCCGUUGAAGAGAUAAUGCACACUGGGGUUGGUAUGCUUGGUGUCAAUGCUAAAGAACUCCAAUCAGCUUUGCAAGGGAACCAGCAGCACUCAAUGACUCGUGCAGAUAUAGCACUGAUUCUACUUGCAGAAAUUGCAUAUGAGAACGAUGAAGACUUCCGCGAGCACUUGCCUCUGCUGUUUCAUGUCACAUUUGUUUCAAUGGAUAGCUCUGAGGAUAUUGUAUUGGAGCACUGCCAGCAUUUGCUUGUUAAUCUACUAUACUCUCUUGCGGGUAGGCAUUUGGAGAUGUAUGAGGUUGAAAACCACGAUGGAGAGAACAGACAGCAGGUUGUUAAUCUGAUCAAGUAUGUUCAGUCAAAGCGAGGGAGCAUGAUGUGGGAGAAUGAGGACUCGACGGUUACGAGGACCGAGCUUCCUAGUGCUUCACUUUUGUCUGCCCUUGUUGAGAGUAUGGUUGAUGCAAUCUUCUUCCAAGGAGAUCUUCGCGAGACUUGGGGAGUAGAGGCGCUCAAAUGGGCUAUGGAGUGCACUUCCAGACAUCUUGCCUGCCGUUCUCAUCAGAUAUAUCGUGCAUUACGACCUAGUGUGACGAGUGAUACGUGUGUAUUACUCCUUCGUUGUCUACAUAGAUGCUUGGGAAAUCCGGUACCUCAUGUCCUGGGCUUCAUUAUGGAGAUUUUACUGACACUGCAGGUAAUGGUUGAGAACAUGGAGCCAGAAAAGGUGAUACUCUACCCACAACUCUUUUGGGGUUGUGUGGCAAUGAUGCACACAGAUUUCAUUCACAUCUACUGCCAGGUCCUCGAGCUUUUCUCACGUGUGAUUGAUCGUUUAUCGUUUAGGGACAGAACGGUUGAAAAUGUUCUCCUUUCCAGCAUGCCUCGGGAUGAGCUAACUAAUAUCGAAACUUGUGAAUUCCAGCGGAUGGAUUCUAGGGUCUAUGACUUGCCAGUAAUCGGAGGCAAUCUGCCAGCAUUCGAAGGAGUGCAGCCUCUUGUACUUAAAGGGCUUAUGUCCACUGUAAGUCAUAGUGUAGCAAUUGAGGUCCUCGCCCGCAUCACAGUGCACUCAUGUGAUUCCAUUUUCGGGGAUCACGAGACAAGACUGCUGAUGCACAUUACAGGGUUACUUCCCUGGAUUUGUUUGCAGCUCAGCAAAUACCCGUUGGUCGGACCGGGUUCUCCACUCCAACAGCAGUACCACAAAGCCUACUCUGUUGCUUUCAACAUCUCGAUUUGGUGUCAAGCGGAAUCAUUGGAAGAAUUAUCUACCGUGUUUAUGGCCUACUCCAGAGGUGAGAUCAAAAGCAUCGAUAAUCUCCUUGCCUGCGUAUCGCCAUUGUUAUGCAACGAAUGGUUCCCGAAGCACUCAGCCCUGGCUUUCGGACACUUGCUAAGGCUACUGGAGAGAGGUCCGGUCGAGUAUCAGCGUGUUAUAUUGCUCUUGCUCAAGGCAUUGCUGCUGCACACUCCCAUGGACACGGCUCAGGCCCCUUUCAUGUAUGCCAUUGUAUCCCAGCUAGUGGAGAGCGCUCUGUGUUGGGAGGCACUGAGUGUAUUAGAAGCUCUUUUUCUGAGUUGUGGUUCAUUAACUGCUUUGUACUCAUACGAUCCCGGGCUGUUCGAAAAUGGGACGGAUGAUAGGCUGCUAACUCCGCAGACCUCUUUCAAGGCUCGAGGCGGGCCUCUGCAGUAUGCUUUCGGAGCAGGUUCCGUGAUAGGUUCAAUAUCAGCCACCGAGUCGGGUAUGACACCUAGAGAGGUGGCUUUGCAAAACACUCGGAUGAUCCUAGGGCGGGUGCUCGACAACUGCGCCUUGGGGAGACGGAGGGAAUAUAGAAGGCUGGUGCCUUUUGUGACCACAAUCGGAAACCCAUAUCCGGCUGCAGGCUUACACGUAUAAUUUAACUUCUUGCACCUUU